AGUAAUCUUGCAGGCACUUAGUGCCUUCAUCGCAGCCUGGCUGUCGGAGAAAAUUGUUAUUCUUUCCCUAGGCCCUUCCCCCUUCAGAAUGCGCGAUACGCAAGCCAAGAUCGCAUGGAUUUCCGCCUGGAAAAUAGUGGUAAAGUUGUUAGUCACCUUUCUUGGCAGGUCAAAGAAAAAACUACCUGUAUCACUUAUAUAUCUCUUGCCUUUAAUCAUAUUUGUCAGGAUGACAACAUACUUGAGAUCGGCGUUGAAUUUGGGUGGUCUUCAAUAUAAAAUUGUACAAUCCCGGAAAUACGAUCAAUGAGAAGGCGACAUCUCGUGCUAAACUUAUUAGAGUAUUUCAGGAAGGGAAUGAAAACGGCGGUCCCCUCUUGCCCACUUCAUGCGUACUGGAGAGAGUAGCAGAUGCGCUGAAGAUUAGUCUGCGCAGUGUUCCACUCAUGGUACGGAGACUCGAUCUGCUUACUUAUUUCAUAUUGAUGACGUUGCCGACAAGAACGGUGACUACAACUAUAGUAUAAGUAUCCGCCGAGAGGCAGUGAGAGCCUAAUUCUAUAGCCCAAAGACCCUGCCGUAAGAGCUCUCUCCAGAAGCCGAGCCGUCCGUAUACCAGAUCUGCCCACUGGUCAGCUUUACGUCAAAAUGCGAAAAAAAGGUCAUCUGUCCUUUUUUCCAACACCUUCAACCACACAAGCGCCGUCUAGCGGGAGCAAUUUUGAACAUCGCUGCGAAACUCUGUUACAGUUAUCUAAUAUAGUGCGUUGAACUCGGAUAUGACCAUCAAAAAAUUAUAUUCAUUCUAGAGCAAGGGGUAUGAGAGCUUAUGGUGUAAGUGAGAGCGGUUACGACAACAAUUGAAACAAUGGUUGGAUUUGAGCCUGGAUAAAAAAGUGCCUCCAUCACUUCUGCUGUUAUCUCGGGCAUUGAUGCUUCCAGAGACCAUACCAACAGAGGAUAAACUCAAAGCUACCAUCUCAGCCCUUCCAGAGACUGUUGUCAAACAUACGCAAGCUGCUAUUGGUGAAAAAGAGGGUAAGAUCGACAACAAGGUGCGCGUAGAGAUCCUCAGAGAGGAAGAAAAGAAGAUCAGGGAAGAGCGCGAAGAGCGUCGCGAAGAAAAGAAGAAACUGGAGAAGGUCAAAGAAAAGGUCAAGGACAAAGAAAUCCUGGUGGACAAAGCACCAAUCCUCUCGACUAGCACGACUCCUAUUUUGGAAGAUACUGCUUUGAAGAUCAGUACAGAGAAAUUGGAGAAGGUUGAAGAGAAGUUGGAAGAACCUUUGCAAUCGAAGGACUUUAAGAUUAUAGAGAAUGCUAUUGAUUCUGUAUCGAAAGAGAAGAAGCUUAUUGUAGAGAAUAAGGAGAUACAAGAGUUGAAGAAAGAGGUGGAAGAUUACAAAGAGGAUAUUGAAGAUUUGGAGAAGACAUUGGCUAGUGAACCUACACCGGAGAUCAAAGAAACUAAGGCAGCUAAGAGACUGUUCAAGAGUGUCAAUAAGAUGAUUAAUAAAUUGGACAAGGUGCUGGUCGAUAUGGAGGAGAAAGAGAAGCAGCUGAAGAAAGAUUUGGAAGUAGAAGCUACUGAUAAGAAAAAGAAGAAUUGUUGAAGAUAGAUGACAUAAUCUCGGCGAUCGUAAAGUUCAAAGGAGUGCCAGACCAGAGCAAGUUAGACCAAAUUGCGACUGUUCUGAAAAAAAUGGACGAUGAUCAUGAUGGUUCGUUGAAAAUUGAUGAUGUGCUGAAGGUAAUAGAAAUUAUCGGCAAAGAAAACGUCAAUCUAAGUGGGAAACAAAUCGAAGAAUUAUUUGAACUCUUAGACAAAGAAGAAAUUCUUGAAGUGGAGGAUAAAAUCGAGAAAGCCCUUCAAAAAGGCAGGGAACAGAGCUCAGGUCAGGAUAAACUACCCCCUCCCAAAGACGGUAAAAGCAAAUCAGACGAAAAAACGGCAACAGCGAAAAAAGAGGAUGUAACGUCACCUCCCCCACCGCCCGGAAAGCCCAAGAUGGAUAAACAACCAGUCAUCACACCACCUCCAAGUAUUGACAAAACAAAGUCAGAGAACUCCAAGCAGCUUUAGUCUGUCUCGUUUAAAAACAGAGUCCUUAUUUAUUUUGUUAGUUACAGUCCAACUUUAGCUUUAGAUGUGUGGAGGUGUCAGCUAUCAUAUGUCAACUGUCAACUGUGCUUGUGAGGUUAUGUCAUGCAGUUGGAGUAUUACGUUUACGGAAUAGUUUUGACUUGGACUGUCUGAAAAAAUGUCCGUUCGCUAAAGUUUGACGGUGACCAGUGUAAAAAUGUGAGUGGAAUAAAUUAUUUUUCUUUAAAAAGGCUGUAAAUAUUUUUCCUUUUAAGCUGUGAAUGAAUUUGUCCAGAUUUAUUUUGUAUUAUUUUUGUACAGUCAAGGAUAGAGAUAAAAUGCGAAGCAGUGUCCCUAAUUUUUUUUGAUUUCCAUAGUGAUGAAAUUUUGAAGUGCUUUUAUUGUUUUUUUGUAAAGGUUCACAAUUGAGAAUUGUUAUAUGUACAAACGUACAGUUAUACAGUUAAAAGGUGUUUUUUGAUAAAUAAAAUGUGUUGAACACAA
This is a messenger RNA of Acanthoscelides obtectus, 2587 nucleotides long. The record is from the annotation of a GenBank genome assembly. NCBI's taxonomy places the organism in Eukaryota, Metazoa, Arthropoda, Insecta, Coleoptera, Chrysomelidae.